Lathyrus sativus (Indian pea) is the source of this 1539-nucleotide messenger RNA. The record is from the annotation of a GenBank genome assembly. Lineage: Eukaryota; Viridiplantae; Streptophyta; Magnoliopsida; Fabales; Fabaceae.
AUGAUUGCCACGGAGACUAUUGCACCAACUACAAAGUUGAAGAUCAAAUUCUCCACCAAACGGAUAGAAGUUGUUUCUGAGCCAAAAUGUCAGUUUGGAGAGAAAGUGUCUCAACUUGAUGCAAAUAGACCAUGUAAUCCUAUCAAAAAGUCCUCACUGCUAUAUUCCAAGAAAAGGGAACCAUCUGGGAAUAUCGAGGGUCCAAAGAAUAAAAGGCAGAAGAUUGAUCGGAAAGGGUCUCAGAUGUGUGCUGCAAUACUCAAAUGCUUAACAUCUCAUCACUAUAGCUGGGUGUUUAAGGUGCCAGUGGAUCCUGUAGCGUUGAACAUUCCAGAUUAUUUUACGGUCAUAUCUCAUCCCAUGGAUUUAGGCACAAUUAAAUCCAAGCUGGAGAAAAAUAUUUAUCAUAACAAAGAGGAGUUUGCAGCUGAUGUCAGAUUGACCUUUUCAAAUGCCAUGACAUAUAAUCCUCCAAAGAAUGAUGUUCAUUUGAUGGCAAAGGAGCUUAACAAAUUAUUUGACAGAAAAUGGAAAGAUAUGGAUAAAAAAUGGAAUUGUGAAGAUGAGCUUGGGAAAAGUGAGACUGGAAUAAUUAAAGAAACUAGAAAAAGUUGUAUUGGUACACAAUCCCGGCAUAAGGUUUCCUUGACCAAAAGGUCCCGAGCAUUUGAACACAAAGAAAUUCAUAAGAUUAGUUCAUUGACACCAAGAGAUGCUAAAGUGGAGGUACCUAAAUUAUUGCAGAUUCCUUGCAAACCACUUCAGAAGGACUUGAUUAAAGGAUUUGAAGAUAGGGAGCCAGCAUGUAGUGCUACUGCUUUGAGACAGGACUGCAAGACUAAGUGUACAUCACCUUUGCAGAGGAAAUCUGAUCCUGGUUCUGAUGGGGCUGUAAGUUCUUUAGAUAGUGAACACGCAUGUCCUAGUUCUCAGCAUACAACUCUUGCUACUGACGCCUCUUCUGGUGAUGUAUGGAGCACCACUGUUCUUCCUGUCCAGCUUUCACCUAAAAAGGCUCUCCGUGCUGCUAUGCUCAAAAGUCGCUUUGCAGAUACCAUAUUGAAAGCACAACAAAAGACUCUUCUCGAACAUUGUGAUAAAGGUGAUCCUCUGAAAAUGCAGCUUGAAAAGGAGAGACUGGAAAGGUUACAACGGGAAGAGCAAGUAAGGAUAGAAGCCCAAAUUAAAACUGCUGAAGCAGCUGCAAGAAUGAGGGCGGAAGAAGAGACAAGGCAACAGAUAGAAAAGGAAAGAGAAGCUGCACGAGCUGCAAUAGAAAUGAUGAAAAGAUCUGUUGACAUUGAACAUAAUUUGGAGGUUGUGAAAGAGCUAGAGAGUUUGAGUGGCUGUACGCUAUCUUAUAAAGCACUGGGCGGUAGAAAUGGCUACAGAACUGCAAUGGGGAGAUUGGAUAAACUUCAGUUUGAGAACCCGUUGGAGCGACUCGGUUUAUUUAUCAAGGAUGAUUAUGUCGCAGAUGAAGAUGAGGAGGUUCUGAACGGAGGAGCAGGGGGCUGGGAGGAAGGGGAAAUUUUUUGA